AUGUAUAAAGAGCCCGCAACUCAACGAAAAAGGCGCCUUGAACGAGCUCGUAUAAAGUAUCAAGAAAAGAAGGCCAACGAGGGCUCAGAAGCUAAACGGGCAAGAUUAGAUAAAAAUCGCCAAGCCAAAAAAAAAUUAAGAGCUGAAGAAACGCCAUCAAUGAAAAAUAAACGCCUUCUACAACAACGCGAAAACAGGAUUAAACAACGGGACAAAGAAACUCCAGAAAGCGGAGAAGCCCGGAGGCAGGCGGAACAUGAACGAUAUUUACAACGCGCCGCUGCAGAAAAUCCAGAAAGAAGAGAAUCCCGGAAGCAAGCAGACCAUGAACGGUAUCUACAACGUUGUGCAGCACAGACUAACCAAGAUCGAGGAGACCAUCUGGAAAAUAUACGCAGACAGUGGCUGGAACGUUCAGCAAGCGAAAUAGAGUUUGAAAAAGCAAUUAACACAUUUUGUGAUCAAUUUUGUGAAGUUUGUACAAAACGAUGCUACCCUAACCAGGUUUCAAUAUUAAAAUUGUCUAAUUAUAAACCUAAUUAUUUGCCAAUUGAAUUACUCCAAAAAAAACAACUAUUACUUUGUCAUCGCUGCAAAACUCAUCUGUCUAGUCGAAAAACUACUGCACCUCCAAAAGCAUUUUGGAAUAAACUUGAUCCUGGCGUUAUACCAAAUGAAAUACACCUUCUUUCACAGGCAGAAAAACGAUUACUGUCUAUACUCCGGCCCACGAGAGAGUAUUACCGUUUUGCGCAUGUAGACUGA
This is a messenger RNA of Macrosiphum euphorbiae (potato aphid), 765 nucleotides long. The record is from the annotation of a GenBank genome assembly. NCBI's taxonomy places the organism in Eukaryota, Metazoa, Arthropoda, Insecta, Hemiptera, Aphididae.